CCGCGUUUGUAUUCCGAGCUAAAGCGAAACCAGACGCUAUAUCACAGGAUGCAUCUGACCAGGGUUGGAAUUUACAUGAAGAGGAGGAAGCGGGGCUGCUCUCAAGCCUGAACGUUAGAGUCCUCAUCCAUCUGGCCGUCACUCCCUCUGCCUCUUCAGAUUGGUGCUCAUCCCCUCUCCCCUCACCAACAUGCUGUGUUGGGGGAAUGCAAGGGAUGGACAGCUGGGUAUUGGCCUGGAGAGGAACCCCUUGUUUGAGCCAAAGAACUGUCAUGUGUUCAUGGGCAGGGGACUGAAGGAUGUCGCGUGUGGAGGACAAUACUCAAUGUUCCUGUUGUAUGAUGGCAGCGUGUACACAUGUGGCUCUAACAGCUGUGGACAGCUGGGCCACGACAAACCAGGGACUUCCCCAGAGCUAGUCGGCGCUCUGGACACUCAGAAGAUUACAAAUGUGUCGAGUGGUCGAGCCCAUUCUAUGGCGGUGAAUGAGAAAGGUCAAGUAUUUGCCUGGGGAGCUGGUGAAGGGGGUCAGCUCGGCCUGGGGACUGCAGAGGUGGCUGUUCGCAUCCCAAGGUUGGUCAAAAGACUGUGUGACCAUCACAUCUCCCAAGUAAUGUGUGGAAAUCAGCACUGCAUCGCACUUUCUCGAGAUGGCCAGCUAUUCACAUGGGGCCAGAAUGCCAGCGGUCAGCUCGGCCUGGGAAAAGGAGAACCCAGCAAACUGUUCCCUCAUCCCCUGAAGUCUCUGGCUGGAAUUCCUUUGGCACAGAUCAUCGCUGGGGGAGACCACAGCUUCGCUCUCUCCUUGUCCGGAGCUGUGUUUGGCUGGGGCAAAAACAGAGCGGGACAACUGGGACUCAAUGAUAAACAAGAUCGUGCCGUCCCCUGCCACAUCAAAUUUUUGAGAUCUCAAAAAGUUGUUUACAUCAGUUGUGGAGAUGAACAUACAGCAGCACUCACAAAGGACGGUGGAUUGUUUACGUUUGGCGAUGGCUCCUGGGGUCAGCUGGGCCACGGCUCCAGCAACAAUGAACUUUUACCCAGACGAGUGCUGGAGCUCAUGGGUACUGAGGUGUCCCAGAUCACCUGUGGCAGGCACCACACAUUGGCGUUUGUGCCGUCCUCUGGAUUGGUGUAUGCAUUCGGUUGUAACAGCCAUGGGCAGCUUGGCACAGGAAUACUGGGGGAUGCUAGAAGUCCAUUUCCUGUGAAGACCAGUUUGUUGACUGCUCAUUUCCAUAGACCAGUGACCAAAGUCAUCUGUGGAGGAGACCAUAGUUUCUUACUGUACUCUAAUGAACAGAGCUCAGUCCCCCCAGAAGACUUCAGAGUGAUCAACAUCAGCAAAAGCCUCGCCCCAAUCAAUUUUGAACGGUUAAAUUCAUGGAGGUUAAAACUGAUGUACAACACAGAUUCCAGUGUCACAAACGACAUUAUCAUUCAGCUGUCCUCCACAGCUUGUUGGAAUGCCAGCUUCCUGGACCAAAGUGAUGACAUCCACUUCAAAACCAACCCAAAGAUCCCGGGCAUCGAUCUCAACUCUGUCAGACUUCUGUUUGAGGCACUCAGCAAACCGGCCUUCUCUGGGCUUCUGGAGCAGGCCACCAAGAGUUUUGAGAGUCUGUUGAUCCCUCAGCUGCCGCACUCUCCUCCUGACGUCGAGGCCAUGAGGAUCUACCUCAUCUUGUCUGAGUGUCCAGCGCUGCAGGACUCAAAGAACUACAUCCGCCUCACUAUCCCCUUGGCGAUGGCCAUCCUCCGGCUCGACGCCAACCCCAGCAAAGUAUUGGACAACUGGUGGUGUUUUGUGGAGGACAGCGUGUUCACCAGAAUGGUCGACAUGUACAAGAGCAUCAUCGUGUUUAUGCUGACGGGAGGAAAGACGCUGCUCGUGCCAAUGUUUUAUGAGAACUACUUUCUUGCAGCACUAAGGCUGCUGGAAAAACUCCACAAGGUGAACUUAAAGGCCCAGCAUGUGGAGUACAGCCGCUUUUAUAUCCCCGACAUCACCAGCCUGGUGGACAUCCAGGAAGACUACCUCAAAUGGUUUCUGAGUAAAGCUGAGAUUAAAGUGGGAUCAUCCCCUUCGCAGAGUGACUUUCCCUCAGUGAACCUAUGUGCCUAUCCGUUCAUACUGAACGCCCAAGCCAAGACAACCAUGCUGCAAACAGAUGCUGAGCUGCAGAUGCAGAUGGCAGUAAGCGGAGCAAACCUACACAACGUCUUCAUGCUGCUCACACUGGAACCCCACCUUGCCAGAAAUCCUUACCUGGUGAUACACGUGCGCAGGAACCAUUUAGUUAGCGACACCCUGCGUGAGCUCACCAUGUACUCUGACGUGGACCUGAAGAAGCCACUAAAGGUGAUCUUCGAUGGAGAGGAGGCCGUGGACGCAGGCGGAGUAACUAAGGAGUUCUUCCUGCUGCUGUUAAAGGAGCUGAUGGAUCCUGUUUAUGGGAUGUUCACUCACUACAAGGAGUCCAACCUGCUGUGGUUCUCAGACAAAUGUUUUGUAGAAGAGAACUGGUUUCACCUGAUCGGGAUCAUCUGCGGUCUGGCCAUCUACAACUCCACUGUGGUGGACCUGCACUUCCCCCUGGCUCUCUACAAGAAGCUGCUGGAUGUGUCACCGAUGCUUGAAGACUUCAAGGAGCUCUCCCCAACCGAGGCCAGGAGUCUACAACAACUUCUAGACUAUGAGGGAGGUGACGUGGAGGAGACGUUUCUUCUCAACUUUGCUAUCACCAGGGAGAACUACGGCAUGACAGAAGUGAAGGAGCUGAUCCCAGGAGGAGAGAGCAUCAGCGUGGACAAAAACAACAGGAAGGAGUUCGUGGAGGCCUACCUGUGCUACGUGUUCUCUGACUCGGUGAGCGAGCAGUACUCAGCCUUCUCCUCAGGUUUCCUGAAGGUGUGUGGAGGCGAGAUCCUGGCGCUGUUCCAGCCGUCUGAGCUGAUGGCCAUGGUGGUCGGCAACAACAACUACAACUGGGAGGAAAUGGAGAAGAACGCUGCUUACAAAGGGGAAUACACAGCCACUCAUCCAACAGUCCGAUUGUUCUGGGAGGUUUUCCACGAGUUCCCUCUGGAGAAGAAGAAGCAGUUCUUGUUGUUCCUGACCGGCAGCGACCGCAUCCCCAUCCACGGCAUGGAGAGCCUGCGCAUCAUCAUCCAGUCCACCACGGCCGAGGAGCACUACCUGCCGGUGGCCCACACCUGCUACAACCUGCUGGACAUGCCCCGCUACCAGACCAAAGAGAUCCUGUGCCGCCGUCUCACUCAGGCCGUGGAGCAGUACGAGGGCUUCAGCCUGGUCUGACGAGCAGGAGUGGGGUGUGUGUGUGUGUGUGUGUGGGGGGGGGUGUAGCAGUUUGAACGCACUUUAACAGCAAUAUACGUCACGCAUGUCUGAGUGGGGGGGGGGGGCCGAACACAGGAAGGCUCUUUACGUGCGCUUAUAAGAUUGUUGAGCAUCUUAAAAAAAUGAAAGGUCUAUAUAUGUACAUGCAAAGUUUUUUUUGUUUUUUUUUGCUUUGGGCAAAGUUUCUCAACCUCUCAGGAUCUUGUGUAAAAUAUAUUUGAUAUAUUGAAACAUAUCAUAGUUUUGAAAAGUACUGAUUGAGCAUUGUAUUGAAACCUCGGAUGAUUGAAGUGUAGGAGUCAAAAUCAAAAGCCGGUGAAGGUUGAGAAACUCUGACUGUGUUUAGUUUUUGUCUCUUUGAUUUUGCAAAGCUGUGUAUUUUAUAUUCAAUUGAUUAAAUUCUAUUUUUCACCUUUAAAGAAUUAUGUUGUUACCUUGAGACAAGACGGCUUACCUUCUUUUAGUUUCUUUUAAUUUAUUAAAUAGAAUGGUUAUUUUUUGACAAAGUAAAUAUGUAUGUAUAUGUACACAAGUGUGUGUGUGUGUGAGUGUGUGUGUGUGUAAAUAGCAGUUUGAAUAUAUUAUCUUCCGCUGACUUUUGUAGGAAUUCUCAACAAACGGAUCAUUUUAAAUUAGAGCCUGAUCGAUAAGGAUUGUUGGAGGUCGAUAGCGAUACUGGAAGUGAAAAAUGUCGAUACUGAUAUUUUGGCAAAUACACAUGUAUUCAGAAACAUUCACAUUUUACCGUUGAACCCUGAAAAAAGACUAAUGCAACCAAAUACAUCGAAAUUCAAUUAAGAAAAUAAACUAAUUUUUUAAAUUUCAAAUGUAAACGGGAAUGUUUUUACUGUGAAAGAAAAUGUCCACUUAUUAGCAAACACUAACACUGAUACAGAAAAAUGGUGAAAUGCUUGUGUCGGUUGAUUUUUAUUGACCUCGGCUAAAUUGUUCAGGCUCUAUUUUAAACGUCUCUGGCUGAUUUAAAAGGUUUAGUGUCUCUGUGUAUCUGGGAGGACGAGCUGCAGGAUGGAACAUGGAGAAUAUGAUUUCCUUCCCUCUGAGCUGUGGAUCAGAGCAGCUGACUUUGUCUUUGCAUUCAACAGUUGCCUUCAAUAGCAAAACCGUCUAUAUGGACGUGAGACGUGUUUUCAAAGGUUAUUUUUAACUGGGUGUCGUCUGUGUGCAUGAUGUUGAGAGGAAGACAAAAAAUUAUUGAGAAGUCAUUGAGGAGUUUGACAUUUUGAGAAAUACGCUUAUUAACCUGGAGAGUCCCCAUGCUGCGUUCAUGUACCAUAUGACGUUCAUGUGUUGCUACAUAUUUAGAUGCAAACUGAGUUCAGCUUUUAUUAAAUUAGAUGAAUGGAUUGUAUUGGUGUAAAUACCUGAUUAUGUUUUAACUGACGUGUGUGUAGUUCCUCUGACUAAGUGGAGCUCUGUAUCGACAGUGUCACUGAUGUGAACAGUUUUUCCCACUCAGCUGCGGUUUGAACGAUUGGUCAUGAACGCAGCAUUAAUUAGCACUUAGCUUAGCACAAACUCUGGAGGAAGGGAAACCACCACCAGCAGAAGUGAAGCUCACACAUUAACGUGUUCUAGCUCCUUUGUUUAAUCAUAAAAUUACAUUUUAUAGUUAUAUGAAACAUAUUUCCAUAUUACUGCAUGUGUUGUUGUAGUAGCUGUUACUAAAAUAUUUAGAUCUGUACAUAAAGGUACAUUUUGAAGUACUCACACACUCUCACUUUUACUCCACUACAUGUAUUUGCCUGCUUUUGGUAAUUUGUUAAUUGACAGAUUUAGAGUUUUCAAACAAAAUAAUGAAAAGCUGUUUGAAUAAAUUCUGCAGCU
Paralichthys olivaceus (Japanese flounder) is the source of this 5206-nucleotide messenger RNA. RefSeq names its product HECT and RLD domain containing E3 ubiquitin protein ligase 3 (gene herc3). The record is from RefSeq and is a predicted model, not a curated record. Gene Ontology annotation, molecular function: ubiquitin-protein transferase activity. NCBI's taxonomy places the organism in Eukaryota, Metazoa, Chordata, Actinopteri, Pleuronectiformes, Paralichthyidae. Gene Ontology annotation, cellular component: cytoplasm.